Molecule: messenger RNA, 2070 nt
Organism: Fragaria vesca subsp. vesca
Lineage: Eukaryota; Viridiplantae; Streptophyta; Magnoliopsida; Rosales; Rosaceae
Exons: 3
Coding region: 233-1915 (560 amino acids)
Biological process (GO): transmembrane transport
Cellular component (GO): membrane
Molecular function (GO): transmembrane transporter activity
Source: RefSeq, a predicted model, not a curated record
AGGUUUGGGAGUUAGGUGGCCUUGGUACCCUUAGAGCUCUAAAACUCUGACAUCGUUCUUCUCCCACAUUUUCCUUCCCUUUCCAUCCUCUCCUUUUGACCCUCUUGUAUAUUUUGGACCUUCUUUUCCUUGCCUUUCCUCUAUUUCUGACCUCUUGGUACGAGUAUAACUUGCACCUUACUUGGCUCUUGCAACGACUAGCAAACUUUACAUUCCAUUGUAGCACCAAAACAUGCCAAGCCCAGUCCUGAAAGCUGGGAGCAGACCACCAUGGGUGGGUUUGGGAGCAGCUGUUUGGGUCCAAAUUGCUGCUGGCAAUGCCUACAACUUCCCACUGUAUUCUCCUUUGCUGAAAUCCGUGCUGGGUUACAAUCAGAUGCAGCUGACCAUUCUUGGAGUGGCCAAUGAUAUCGGGGAGAGUGUGGCUUUGCUUCCUGGGAUUGCAUGCAACAAGUUCCCUCCUUGGGCCGUGCUUCUGGUUGGUUGUGUGCUUUGCUUCUUCGGCUAUGGAGUUCUCUGGCUUGCUGUUAGUGAAACUGUUUCCAGCAUGCCUUAUAUUUUGUUAUUUAUCACAAUUCUCAUUGCCACGAAUAGCAAUGCUUGGUUUGGCACAGCUGUGCUUGUUACAAACAUGAGGAACUUCCCUCUCAGUAGAGGCACUGUUGCUGGCAUUCUGAAGGGCUAUAUUGGGAUCAGUGCAGCCGUUUAUACAGUGGUAUACAGUUUGGUGCUGAAAGAGUCUGCUUUAAAUCUAUUGAUGUUUCUUGCUCUUGGGCUUCCUGUUUUGUGUUUGGCCUUGAUGUACUUUGUUCGGCCGUGUACUCCAGCUUCUGGAGAAGAGUCUUCAGAGCAUGGCCAUUUUCUCUUCACACAAGUUUUCAGUGUUGUGCUUGCAAUCUAUCUUCUCAUAAUCACAGUAGUAAACCAGAUGAUAUCCCUUAGUCAUGCAGUUGCUUAUAUUUUGAUUGCUAUUGUGGUUCUCCUUCUGCUGUCCCCCCUCGCAAUUCCUCUCAAAAUGACAUUAUUUCCUGUAAGGGCCCGAAUUGAUUCUUCAGACCAACUUGCUCCACCAGAAGGUGAUGCAACUCAAACAGAUCCUCUUCUGACACCAUCCCCAUCAGGUACUAAUCUUGUAAGAUUUCAUGAGGCUGAUGAUUUUUCAGAUCUGGAAACACUUCUUGCUAUUGGGGAAGGGGCAGUGAAGGAGAAAAGGAGACCUAAGAGGGGAGAGGAUUUUAACUUCCAAGAAGCUUUUAUAAAGGCUGAUUUCUGGCUUCUUUGGUUUGUAUAUUUUCUGGGGGUUGGUUCAGGAGUGACAGUGCUCAACAAUUUAAGCCAGAUUGGGGUUGCAUUAGGCAGUGAUGAUACGACAAUAUUGUUGUCUCUCUUCAGCUUUUGCAAUUUUGGGGGUCGUUUGGGUUCAGGUGUUGUUUCUGAACACUUUGUCAAGAAAAAUACACUUCCUCGUACGUUUUGGAUGACAUGUGCACAUAUAUUGAUGAUCCUAUCAUUCAUUUUGUACGCAUCAGAUCUCAGUGGUACUCUAUAUGUUGCAACUACUCUGCUUGGUAUCUGCUAUGGUGUUCAGUAUUCUAUGAUGGUUCCAACUGUCUCCGAACUUUUUGGAUUGAAACAUUUUGGUAUAAAUUACGGCUUCAUGUUAAUAGGAAAUCCUAUUGGUGCAGUUCUUUUCUCAGUUCUUCUUGCUGGUAAUUUAUAUGAUGCUGAAGCAGCUAAACAAGGAACCUCCACCUGCGUAGGUGCAGACUGUUUCAGGAUCACAUUUCUAGUUUUAGCCGGUGUCUGUGGGUUAGGCACCGUCUUGAGCAUAAUUUUGACAGUUAGAGUACGUCCUGUUUACCAAAUGCUUUAUGCAGGGGGUUCUUUCCGUUUGCCUUCAAGUGCAAUCCACUGAUGAUUGAUGUUAUCAUGUGAUGACAUCAAGCCGUUCAGGUUUUAUGGAGCCAAGUCCCGCUGUAGUCAUUCAGAUAACUAGGGAACAUAUCUGCAGCUCAUAUCAGCUGCAUUUAGCUUUAUGCUAUAAGUCACUCCCAAGCAGGCCAGCAGCAU